This is a messenger RNA of Hyposmocoma kahamanoa, 1840 nucleotides long. RefSeq lists its product as uncharacterized. The record is from RefSeq and is a predicted model, not a curated record. Bases 118 to 1170 code for a protein of 350 amino acids. The transcript has 2 exons. NCBI's taxonomy places the organism in Eukaryota, Metazoa, Arthropoda, Insecta, Lepidoptera, Cosmopterigidae.
CGCACCCUUCUGCGCUCCUGGUGCUUUAAACCGUAAACACGCGAAUUAUAACACAUCUCUACAAAAAAAUAUUUAUCGUCGCCUCGAUCUAGCAUGCUGUAAUUACAACCGACUACCAUGGUGACCAUACUUGCCAACCCAAAAUGGAGUGAAGACCUCACUAUACAGAUGAUAAUUGAAUAUGAAAAACGCGAAUAUCUUUGGAAUCCCGUAUCCGAACAUUACAAGAACAAGAAAAUAAGAGAACAAGGAUACGUGGAAAUAUUAAAUGCACUGAAUCUAGCCGACGUCACAGUAAAAGAAUUGAAAAAUAAAAUAAAGAAUAUACGGUCGUCGUAUAGCGUCGAGUUGAAGAAGAUUCGCGCGGCUCGGAAGGCUGGUGCGCAUGCGUACCGGCCGAGCGUCACGUGGUUCGAACACGCAGACAGGUUUCUGCGGGCGAUCGUCACUCCGAGUUCCGUGGACAACAGCUUGCUCGAUAUGCCGCCGGCGAGUGACGACAGCGAUGUUGUGCAGGAUUUGAGUGAGCGGAAGUCUCCCGAGAAAAAAAGUCCUCGCAAGCGGCGCAGCUCGACGCGGUCGUCCACUCCGUACGUGUUAAACACGCCUUCCCCACGGCCAAGUACUCCGUUCGGGAUGAGCCAAACGGGCGCGUCGCCAUUUGGGAUCCUCCCGCCGGUUACGUCCGCGCCAUUUCUCAACCCCCCCGUGGGGAUCGCGACGCCGCUCACGACCUCUCUAGCGACAAUUUAUCCAGUGCCAACGAAACAAAAGAAAGGCAACGUGGAGGAUCGAAACGGGGAACAUUCCGAUGUGCCGCAGGACUUGAGUCAGCACUCCGAGAACGGUAAUGAAAAUGAGUUUGAAAUGUUUGGGAAAUUGAUUGCUAGUCAACUACGGAAACUGCCGCUAAGCUUAGCUCUGGACACGCAAUUAAAGAUUCAGACUCUGGUAAACGCUGCAAGGAUUCAGGCUGUAUACCAGCAAUACAGCUAUGCAGGACCUUCUCAGGAAGCACUGUCGGUCCAGGCGUUAUCUAACGGGAUUUUGGCAAGCAUGGCAACGCAGAGCUCUUUUGCUUCUCGUGGAUUGAUGAGAAACGACUCUCCGGAAGAUAUGAGUCGUGAUCUGAAGACAGAGUAUUCCAUUGGAUCUGAGGCAGAAGACUAAAUAAAUGCAGGGAUUAUUGAUCAGAUCAGUUUUUCGAUGAGCUAGAUGGUUUAUAUGGUACGUUCCUCGUCGGAAUUGCAAAAUACCUCAUAAUUUUUAACGUAGAGUUAUAUGUUUGCUCAUUUCGUGUUUAAUGUAUAUUAGAUAUAAAAUUACUAAAUGUGAUAGAUGUUUAGGUGUCAAAUUUUAAAGUAUCUUAAACAAUGAUGACGAAUUAUCAAAACGCCAAUAAUUAUAUAGUACAAACGAUGUUAGAGAGAGGUAGAUGAUGAAGACACUAGUUAACGAAACAAUUUUCAAAAAAAGUUUAAAGUUUGCUUUUUGGGCUCUAGUCAUACUUUGGUGUUGUUAUAAAGUAGUGGAUCUCGAUGUUUUUGGCUGUGUUAGUUAUUUUAUUAGAAAUGUCCCUCAUUGUAAAGGACGUUAGGUACCGUAAAAAUUCUUCAAAAUUUUCUUUUGACUGACUUAAAAUUUGUAGACUCCCUUGUGUAUUUUCUUGACGAAUUUAUUUUAAAAGUGUGAUAGAUAGUAGAGAAGUGUUAUCAAUGUGAUUAAUAUAAAAUUUAUUAAUAUUAAGUGCAUGCAUGCAUAAUUUAAGGAAGAAAAACAUACCUCAAUAGAAAUACCCCAGAAUCUUGUCAGGAGUAUAUAUUUUGUCUGUUAUUCUAUG